UGUGGUGGUGACGUGGAGGUGUUCCAUCCGAUGGAGCUAGAACGUUCACAGAAUACGGGACUACCAAUACGUGGUACAGUGGUAAUUGUUUUUGGCGGCAAAGACACUGUGACGGGAAUACAAGCGGUAGAAGGGGGAGAUCACUUCCUUGUGCAUGGGGAAUACUACUGCUGUCUGCUCCAUCAGUCGUACCUCGUUGAAGGUGGUGUGGCUCCAGAACAUCGUAUAUUGCGAUUACCAGCUCCUAUUCGAUCGCUCAACGUGGAACGACACGGAAAGAACGACCUUCUUCUCUCAUUUCUUCUCGAAAAUGGAGUAUUCCACUACAGUCUUAGCACUCAUAUGGAGGAUUCAACCUUUGAAUGUUUACAGUGCUAUCGUUGCACACGACCCAUCCAAUCUGGGCUUCUGUGGCGAGAUGGUGGAAUCCUUCAUGCAGCGUACUACGACGGUUUUGUCCGCGUCGGAAUUAUCGUCGAAGAACGACCCAUCCAGUCUGGGCUUCUGUGGCGAGAUGGUGGAAUCCUUCAUGCAGCGUACUACGACGGUUUUGUCCGCGUCGGCAUUAUCGUCGAAGAGUACGAUGACAUGCUUCUUGUCCAGGCGAGGAUUUAA
Molecule: messenger RNA, 615 nt
Organism: Strongylus vulgaris
Lineage: Eukaryota; Metazoa; Nematoda; Chromadorea; Rhabditida; Strongylidae
Source: the annotation of a GenBank genome assembly